CCUGCCUUUUAGGAAAGUGCCUCGCCAUCGCGCGCCUCUCACGCCCACCACCUGCCCUCUUUCUAGGCACCGCGCGAUCUUUUCUCUUUUUUGUCGGCGAAGUAACUUUUGCAUUCCCGCCUCCCCCAGUCCCAGGGACCAGAGGCGGCGCCGAACCUGGGGGCGGUUCCUUGGCAGCGCUGGGUCUAGUCAGAGCCAGACUUUUGCUCCUGGGCUUGGUUUGCAUCAUCCCCAUCACACCCUCGAGAAAGACGAGCCAGCCCCCUUUCCAGCCUCAGCUUCCGGCGAGCGACCCCCUCCCCCUCCGAGCCCCCUUCUCCUUCUCCCAACCCUCUCUUCACCAUAGCAUCUUGGUCACCUCCCUCCACUCCACUGCGUUUGCCUCCACUCCCUCCUGUCCUCCAUCCCCUGUUGGAUGUUGCCCACCCUGAGGAAGGAUGGUUGAUUUGGAGAGCGAAGUACCUCCUCUGCCUCCCAGGUACAGGUUCCGGGAUCUGCUGCUAGGGGACCAAGGAUGGCAAAACGACGACAGGGUACAAGUUGAAUUCUAUAUGAAUGAAAACACAUUUAAAGAGAGAUUAAAGUUAUUUUUCAUUAAAAACCAGAGAUCAAGUCUAAGAAUACGCCUGUUCAAUUUUUCUCUCAAAUUAUUAAGCUGUUUAUUAUACAUAAUCCGAGUACUCCUAGAAAAUCCUGCACAAGGAAAUGAAUGGUCUCAUAUAUUCUGGGUGAACAGAAGUCUACCUUUAUGGGGCUUACAGGUCUCAGUGGCAUUGAUAAGUCUAUUUGAGACAAUACUUCUUGGUUAUCUCAGUUACAAGGGAAACAUCUGGGAACAGAUUUUACGAAUACCAUUCAUCCUGGAAAUAAUUAAUGCAGUUCCUUUCAUUAUCUCAAUAUUCUGGCCUUCUCUGAGGAAUCUGUUUGUUCCAGUAUUUCUAAAUUGUUGGCUUGCCAAACAUGCCUUGGAAAAUAUGAUUAAUGAUCUACACAGAGCCAUUCAGCGUACACAGUCUGCAAUGUUUAAUCAAGUUUUGAUUUUGAUAUCCACACUACUAUGCCUUAUUUUUACCUGUAUCUGUGGGAUUCAACAUCUGGAACGAAUAGGAAAGAAGCUAAAUCUCUUUGAUUCCCUUUAUUUCUGCAUUGUGACUUUUUCUACUGUGGGCUUUGGGGAUGUCACUCCUGAAACGUGGUCUUCCAAGCUCUUUGUGGUUGCGAUGAUCUGUGUUGCUCUUGUGGUUCUACCCAUACAGUUUGAACAAUUGGCCUAUUUGUGGAUGGAGAGACAAAAGUCAGGUGGAAACUAUAGUCGACAUAGAGCUCAGACUGAAAAGCAUGUUGUUCUGUGUGUCAGCUCUCUGAAGAUUGAUUUACUUAUGGAUUUUUUAAAUGAAUUUUAUGCUCAUCCAAGACUACAGGACUAUUAUGUGGUGAUUUUGUGCCCUACGGAAAUGGAUGUGCAGGUUCGAAGGGUGCUACAAAUUCCUAUGUGGUCCCAAAGAGUUAUCUACCUUCAAGGAUCAGCCCUUAAAGAUCAGGAUCUACUGAGAGCAAAGAUGGAUGAUGCUGAAGCCUGUUUUAUUCUAAGCAGCCGCUGUGAAGUGGACAGAACAUCUUCUGAUCACCAAACAAUAUUGAGAGCAUGGGCUGUAAAAGAUUUUGCUCCGAAUUGCCCCUUGUAUGUCCAGAUAUUAAAACCUGAAAACAAAUUCCAUAUCAAAUUUGCUGAUCAUGUUGUUUGUGAAGAAGAGUUUAAAUAUGCCAUGUUAGCUUUAAACUGUAUAUGUCCAGCAACAUCUACACUUAUUACACUACUGGUUCAUACCUCUAGAGGGCAAGAAGGCCAGCAGUCACCAGAACAAUGGCAGAAGAUGUAUGGGAGAUGCUCAGGCAAUGAAGUCUACCAUAUUGUUUUAGAAGAAAGUACAUUUUUUGCUGAAUAUGAAGGAAAGAGUUUUACAUAUGCUUCUUUCCAUGCACACAAAAAGUUUGGUGUCUGCUUGAUUGGUGUUAGGAGGGAGGAUAACAAAAACAUUUUGCUGAAUCCAGGUCCUCGAUACAUUAUGAAUGCAUCAGACAUAUGUUUCUAUAUUAACAUUACCAAAGAAGAAAAUUCAGCAUUUAAGAAUCAUGACCCGCAGAGAAAAAACAAUGUUUCAAGGUCAUUUUAUCAUGGACCUUCCAGAUUACCUGUCCAUAGCAUCAUUGCCAGCAUGGGUACUGUGGCUAUAGAUUUGCAAGACACAAGUUGUAGAUCAGCAAGUGGUCCUACUCUAUCUCUUCCUGUAGAGGGAAGCAAAGAAUUACGCAGACCAAGCAUUGCUCCCGUUUUAGAGGUUGCAGAUACGUCCUCAAUCCAAACAUGUGAUCUUCUGAGUGACCAGUCAGAAGAUGAAGCUGUUCCAGAUGAGGAAAGUUCUUCCAAUGUAGAGUAUGCUAAAGGCUACCCACCUUACUCUCCAUAUAUAGGAAGUUCACCCACAUUUUGUCAUCUUCUUCAUGAAAAAGUGCCCUUUUGCUGCUUAAGAUUAGACAAGAGUUGCCAGCAUAACUACUAUGAGGAUGCAAAAGCCUAUGGAUUCAAAAAUAAACUAAUUAUAGUUGCAGCUGAAACAGCUGGAAAUGGAUUGUAUAAUUUUAUUGUUCCUCUCAGGGCAUAUUAUAGACCAAAGAAAGAACUAAAUCCCAUAGUUCUGCUAUUGGAUAAUCCGCCAGAUGUGCAUUUUCUGGAUGCAAUCUGCUGGUUUCCAAUGGUUUACUACAUGGUGGGCUCUAUCGACAACCUAGAUGAUCUGCUCAGGUGUGGAGUGACUUUUGCGGCCAACAUGGUGGUUGUGGACAAAGAGAGUACCAUGAGCGCUGAGGAAGACUACAUGGCUGAUGCCAAAACAAUUGUCAACGUGCAGACUCUGUUCAGGUUGUUUUCCAGUCUCAGUAUUAUCACAGAGCUUACUCACCCAGCAAACAUGAGAUUCAUGCAAUUCAGAGCCAAAGACUGUUAUUCUCUUGCUCUUUCAAAACUGGAAAAGAAAGAACGUGAAAGAGGUUCUAAUUUGGCCUUCAUGUUUCGACUACCUUUUGCGGCUGGAAGGGUGUUCAGUAUCAGUAUGUUGGAUACACUUCUAUACCAGUCAUUUGUGAAGGACUAUAUGAUUUCUAUCACCAGGCUCCUAUUGGGACUGGACACAAUACCAGGAUCUGGGUUUCUUUGUUCUAUGAAAAUCACUGAGGAUGAUUUGUGGAUCAGAACAUAUGCCAGACUUUACCAGAAGUUAUGUUCUUCAACAGGGGAUGUUCCCAUUGGAAUCUACAGAACAGAUUCUCAGAAACUUACUACAUCUGAGUCUCAAAUAUCUAUCAGUGUUGAAGAAUGGGAAGACACCAAAGACUCCAAAGAGCCAGGGCAUCACCGCAGCAUUCACCGCAACUCCACCUCCAGUGACCAGUCAGACCACCCCUUGCUGCGGAGAAAGAGCAUGCAGUGGGCCCGAAGGCUGAGCAGGAAAGGGCCCAAGCACUCUGGGAAAACUGCUGAAAAAAUAACCCAGCAGAGACUGAAUCUCUAUAGGAGGUCAGAGAGACAGGAGCUUGCUGAACUUGUGAAGAACAGAAUGAAACACUUGGGCCUUUCUACAGUGGGAUAUGAUGAAAUGAAUGACCAUCAGAGCACCCUCUCCUACAUCCUGAUUAACCCAUCCCCAGACACCAGGCUGGAACUGAAUGAUGUUGUAUACUUAAUCCGACCAGAUCCUCUGUCGUAUCUUCCAAACAGUGAACCCAGCAGGAAAAACAGCAUUUGCAAUGCUGCUGUUCAAGACUCUCGAGAGGAGACUCAGCUUUGAUAGGAAGAAAAUGAGACUUAUUUUCUCCUGCAAGGAUCUUGCUUGAAAUUACUGAAGUAUUGCUGACAUUGAAAAGAACCUGACUGGAAUAUAUUUAAUUUUCUCCUAUUAAAACAAACAAAAUCUACUCUCUUAAAAGUGUAGAUAAUUUUGAAACGUAAUGUACAACUUACUGAUAGUUCCCCUGUUAAGAUUUAAAGUACACCAAUAAGAUCCAUCUGAAAAUAAAAUUGAGACAUAAAAAUUUAAAUCUGUUAUUUGACUAGAACAUUAUGAUGUACUGUAAAAAGCCAGUUUUAAACAUGGAUUAAGGUUUUACAGAAGUGUUAAAGAUACUUAACUAUACUUGGUACAUUACAAGAACGUAGAAGAUUGUUGAUCCUCUUAAAAUUAAAUGUGUCAUAUUCUAAUCUUUAGAUUGGCUGUUUUAAAAAGUAUGAUCUCACCAGGAAUGUCUGCUCAUCUCUAUCUAGAGAUCAGCAACAAACUUAUAUGGCUGACUUUUAUGUAAGUGUCAUAGUUUGCUUUAGAAUAGAUCUUUAGUUCAUUUUAAUAAGUUUUGUCUCUUUUCAUAUGGUAUCAUUUUCAUUUUAGAUUUUGUGAUAUUCAUAGCAUGUUUAAUUACAUAGUAGAAAGUAAAACACAAAAAAGAAAUAUUAAAAACCUGAACUAUUGGGUAACUUGACAUCUAGCAUACACUUUAUGCCAAGAAAAGUGUUCUUAAGAGCAAAUUAUUUUGUUCUCCUAAAAACUGCCUAACAUAGAGAAAAUAUUAUAAUCUCUUGCUUAAUUUUAAUCUAAGAACUGAAAUAUUAUCUGGAUAUUUGAGGUGUGCA
Messenger RNA from Jaculus jaculus (lesser Egyptian jerboa), 4681 nucleotides. It is a transcript of the gene Kcnt2, whose product is annotated as potassium sodium-activated channel subfamily T member 2. Lineage: Eukaryota; Metazoa; Chordata; Mammalia; Rodentia; Dipodidae. The transcript is spliced from 28 exons. The record is from RefSeq and is a predicted model, not a curated record. Bases 438 to 3845 code for a protein of 1135 amino acids. Gene Ontology annotation, biological process: potassium ion transport. Gene Ontology annotation, cellular component: membrane. Gene Ontology annotation, molecular function: intracellular sodium-activated potassium channel activity.